Molecule: messenger RNA, 6344 nt
Organism: Doryrhamphus excisus (bluestripe pipefish)
Lineage: Eukaryota; Metazoa; Chordata; Actinopteri; Syngnathiformes; Syngnathidae
Gene: ephb4a
Product: eph receptor B4a
Biological process (GO): ephrin receptor signaling pathway; axon guidance; protein phosphorylation
Cellular component (GO): dendrite; plasma membrane
Molecular function (GO): transmembrane-ephrin receptor activity; ATP binding; protein binding
Source: RefSeq, a predicted model, not a curated record
UGGCUGCAGCAGGGAUGAAGCUCACAGUCUUCGGUUGGCAGCGGACGUACAGUGCGAGCGGCUGCCGGAGAGACAACUUUUAUCAACUCUUCUGUCCUUUUAACUUUUUAAGACAACGAGACAGACAUUUUUAGUUCAUUUUCUCCAGCUCAGACCUGUCUGUAUCCAUUUUUUGGUGUGGCUUUUCUGCCAGCCAACUCAUGUGGUGCGUUUGAGGGUGUAAAGAAAGCACGUUGUCACCCAUUGAGGUCUUUUACUAUUAUGAAGCGUUGUGAAGGACUCAUUAUGAGGACGUGAGGUGUAGGCUUGGACUGCGACCCGAAAGGACGAGUGGGUUUCCUAUCAGACAACAAGUUGACACCAUGACGGAGGGCUAAUGACUUCUGCUUUCAAUCAGGACUUUGUCAACUUGGACUCCUUUUUUUUGUCAUUACAAGUCUGUCAUUUACUAUUUAGACCAACAAACACUCAUCCAUUGUCAGUGUUUUGGCUCUCUGUAGUCCACUUUAAAUGCAGACUGGUCUACGGUCAGUGAGAUCACACCCGAGACGCCGGUGCCAAUUGAUUGUUCAUCCGAGGCUAAGCAGAGCACACAAGUGCGUUGUGCACCAUUCCCCAUCACUAUGGAGCUGACAUACAGGAUCAUUGGCCUGUUGGGAUGCAUCUUCCUGGUCUGGGCUCUCCAGGCUUCUGCAGAGGAAGAGGUGCUGAUGAACACAAAGACAGAGACUUCUGAUCUGAAAUGGACCAUCUACUCACGGGCCAAACCAGAGUGGGAGGAAGUGAGCGGUUUAGACGAGGAGAGCAACAGUGUGAGGAUCUACCAGAUCUGUCAGACUGACAGCUCUUUCAGCCACUGGCUGCGCAGUGGCUUCAUCCAGCGACGAGGAGCCUCACAAGUUUACGUGGAGCUGCGUUUCACCAUGAUGGAGUGUUCCUCUGGGAACGGCCACCACCGCAGCUGCAAGGAGACCUUUAACCUCUACUACUAUCAGGCCGACUCCAACGAGGCAACAGCCACAUAUCCACCAUGGAUGGAGAACCCCUACAAAAAGGUUGAUACAGUGGCUGCGGACUUUCUCCUCAGGAAGGACGAGAGGAAAUCCAACAUGAAGACCUUAAGACUCGGCCCUUUGUCCAAGAGAGGCUUCUACUUGGCCUUUCAGGCUCAGGGCGCCUGCAUGGCGCUGCUCUCCGUGAGGGUUUUCUUUAAAAAGUGUCCCCCCUUGGUCAGCGCUCUUUCCUCAUUCCCCGAGACGGUUCCCCGCACUUUAGUACAAGAGGCACAAGGUGUGUGCGUGGAGCACGCCUCACAGCAGGGACCCAGACCUCGUCCUCCCAAACUCUUCUGCGGAGAAGACGGACAGUGGGUGGGCCAGCCGACCACCUCCUGUGCCUGCCUUCCUGGAUACGAGGCUGUGGACGGACACACAAGAUGUACAGCUUGUCCCGUGGGUCACUUCAAGUCCACAGCGGAGGGACAGUGCACAGUCUGUCCCGGGGCGAGCCACGCCUCCAUCAGGGGGGAGUCUGUAUGUGCAUGUCGGCCCGGAUAUUUCCGUGCACCAUCAGAUUCUCCUGACACACCGUGCACAAGACCUCCCUCAGCCCCACGUAGCAUCGCCUCCCAGAUAAACGGCACAUCGCUUCGACUGGACUGGAACGAGCCUCUGGAUGAUGGUGGCAGAGCAGACCUGAGCUACGCCAUCAGGUGUUUCUCCUGCCGGACGCCGAGGGGGCCAUGCUCAUCCUGUGGCGACAGCGUCAGCUACCGACCGGCACAACGGGGUCUGACGAGUCGCAGGGUGGAGGUGUGGGGCCUGCUGCCUCACACCACCUACACCUUCACCAUCCAGGCUCUCAACGGGGUGUCUGACCUCAGCGGCAAGGACCCUGCAAGCGAAAGUGUCAACAUUACCACCAGCUAUGACGUGCCGUCACUGGUGUCUGUGAUUCGGAAGAGUGACUCCACAGAGAGCAGUCUGACUCUACACUGGUCUGUCCCCGUGCAGCCGCACUACACCAUUCUGCAGUAUCAACUACGCUACUGUGAGAAGGAGCGGCGCAGUGAGGAUCAGUGCCAUUACACGGAGAGCAGCAAAAACCAGGCCGUGCUGACGGACCUCCGCAGAGCCACGCAGUAUGAAGUGCAGGUCCGGGCGCGCACCAUGGCUGGUUUUGGCAGCUUCAGUCCUGCGGCCGUCUUCCGCACCCUGCCUGAUGGACACGACUCUUCCUCCCAGUUCUUGGUGCCGGGCAUCCUUAUCGCUGUCGGGAUGCUGCUGCUGGUCACUUUCAUCAUUGUGGCUGCCUACUGCAUACGCAGAAGACACAGCCGCAUGAAGGAUCCAGAGCUGAGUGACAAGAACAGCCAGUACUUAGUGGGUCAAGGGGUCAAGGUUUACAUCGACCCCUUCACCUACGAGGACCCAAAUGAGGCGGUGCGCGAAUUUGCGAAGGAAAUUGAUGUUUCCUUUGUAAAGAUUGAGGAGGUUAUCGGAGCUGGAGAGUUCGGGGAGGUGUGCCGUGGCCGACUGAGGGUCCCCGGGAAAAAGGAAAACUACGUAGCGAUCAAGACGCUUAAAGGCGGCUACACCGAGAAGCAGAGGCGUGACUUCCUGUCUGAAGCCUCCAUCAUGGGCCAGUUUCAGCAUCCAAACAUCAUCCACCUGGAGGGCAUCAUCACAGCCAGCUGUCCAGUCAUGAUCCUUACAGAGUUCAUGGAGAACGGCGCUCUGGAUUCUUUUCUACGGCUUAAUGACAGCCAGUUCACUCCCAUCCAACUUGUGGGGAUGCUGCGCGGGAUCGCCUCAGGCAUGAAGUACCUGGCAGAGAUGAGUUACGUCCACCGAGAUCUGGCGGCGCGAAACAUCCUCAUCAACAGCAACUUGGUGUGCAAGGUGUCCGACUUUGGCUUGUCACGCUUCCUGCAGGAGAACUCCUCAGACCCCACCUAUACCAGCUCCCUGGGAGGGAAGAUCCCAAUCCGCUGGACAGCACCGGAGGCAAUCGCCUUCAGAAAGUUCACCUCAGCCUCGGAUGUGUGGAGCUACGGCAUUGUCAUGUGGGAGGUCAUGUCUUUUGGAGAGAGGCCCUACUGGGACAUGAGCAACCAAGAUGUAAUCAAUGCCAUCGAGCAGGACUAUCGGCUGCCCCCGCCCCCCGACUGUCCAACUCACCUGCACCAGCUGAUGCUAGACUGCUGGCAGAAGGAUCGCUCUGCGCGGCCUCGCUUCGCUGAGCUUGUCAGCGCCUUGGACAAGCUGAUCCGAAACCCCGCCUCACUGAAAAUCGUGGCCCAGGAGGGAGGAGGGCCCUCCUACCCCCUGCUCGGCCAGCGCUCGCCUCUGCCCCUCUCGUCCUGUGCGUCAGUGGGGGAAUGGUUGAGGGCUAUCAAGAUGGAGCGUUACGAGGACAGCUUCCUGCAAGCCGGACUCACCUCUGUUGAACAGCUGGGCCAGAUCAGCACACAAGACUUGCUGCACAUGGGCGUGACCUUGGCCGGCCAUCAGAGGAAGAUUCUGUCCAGUAUCCAGACCAUGAGCUUCCAGAACAAAAGCACCACACCUGUGACCUUCUAGCUCACGUGUCACACCCUCCCACCUUCCUCCUCCCCGUCAUCUGGACGUCAAAAUGUGAGCCCGGAGCACUCCCAUGACCCACUAUGAACUCAAAAGAGAGACAUAGUAAAAGGUUGUUAUUAUCACCUGGAAAUCCACGAAUCCGUCAGAGUUGCCAAGAAACUCUGUCAUCGUGGGCUGUGCUUUUUUGAUAUUGAAUGCCCCAUUUGAAGUGUCAAGCAAAGAGAGACAAAUAAAGCAGACUGAUGAAAAGCAGCUGCUUGUCAAAGAAGCUAAAGGCCAAUGACAGGGCGUCACACUCUUGUGUUAAUACACACAAGAACCACUUUGACACGUCUGCUUCCAUCUGGAUCACAGCUUUCAUAUGAAGGACACUUGAACUGUGCGGGAUUUUUUUUUUUGUAUUCAUUUGAUUUCAUCAUGACCUCCUCUUUACUCAGGUGCGGCGUGUAGAGCAGGCUUUGCUGUCCUCGCUUGGAAUCAUAAAACUCCUCUUAUCCUCCAGCGUGAAGGAUACAUGGAGAUAGGGACACAUAUCAGCACUUGUGUCGUUAACAGUGACGUGCGGGUUGGCUGAGGCAGGUGAGGCCGCGCCUCAAAAGUAAAAAAAAAACAACGAAUUAUGAUAAAAUAAAAUAAAAUGAAAAAUCGGAAGCAGAAAUUGCCAAAUUUGCACAUUUCCUUAUGGAAGACAGGGCACAAACCGGACAAAUACAGAGAAACAUAUCGGUGCUGCAGGACUUCUCACUAUGAAUGGGUGGGGGCAUGUUUUUUGUAAACUUUAUUGAAACCCACCACCAGCAGCGCCAGCUAGAGCUACAUUUAGCUACAAGUCAAAUGCACUAAAUAUAUUUUUAUGAUCUAUCUGAUGUGAUCAGACUUUUAAAAGUCGGGGUGUCCCAAUUCCCAAUACAAGUUUUUCACUUCCGCUAUCUUGUUAGCGUACUCUGUUGUGAUCACCUGAGGUCUGCAUGAUGGAGUCUGGAAUGGACUUGUUGUGUUUUUUUUAAUCCUUUCAGCCUUUCCUCCACACGGAAACGGCAUUCCGGGUGGACUUUUCCAAAAUCUACAAACGUGGUUGCCAUGUAGACAAGCAAACCUAUUCAAAUAGAGGGGAAGACCACACAUGUUUUUUUCAGUAUUAUAUUUCCCCCUCGGGCAUCUCUGUGUGGAGUUUGCAUGUUUUCCCCGUGCAUGUGUGGGUUUUCUCCGGGUACUCCGGUUUCCUCCCACAUUCCAAAAACAUGCUAGGUUAAUUGGUGACUCCAAAUUGUCCAUAGGUAUGAAUGUGAGUGUGAAUGGCUGUUUGUCUAUAUGUGCCCUGUGAUUGGCUGGCGACCAGUCCAGGGUGAACCCCGCCUCUCGCCCGAAGACAGCUAGGGUAAGCUCCAGCAUGCCCGCAACUCUCAUAAGGAUAAGCAGUAUAGAAAAUGGGUGGAUAAAAAAAGUAUUAACAUAAAAACUCUCAAGGAGAGUCAGUGCCUCACCAGCCAUGAACCUCACCGCACGUCACCGGCUGUUACAGAGGGAACGCUCAUCUCUUCUCACUCCAUGUGUGGUAUCUUUGUGUGUGAUUGGGAUAUUUCUGUAUUUCUUUUAUGAUGGAAACAACAUGGACCAAACAGGACUAGAGAAGACCCUCCAGCUGGCCUUAAAGCUGUCAGUGCUGAUGUUGAUCAUUUUCUAGUGCCAUUCUUUGGUGGAUGCCUAUCCCAAUGAAGAAUAAUAGGUCAGGUGACCUCAUUUAAAUGUACUGCAAAAGAUUGCUUUGACUGUAUUUUUACUGUAUUAUUUUUCCUUAUGUAAACAAUGUGAAAUGUUUGUUUUUUGCGUCACGCUAUACAAAACGUCCUCCUAAAGCAUUGCUAACAAUGCACCCAGUGUGCUGGAGCCCCUGGUUUUAGAAUGGAAUGCUAACAAGAGCACAGAGCGGCUGUUUGAUUAACACCCCCCCCCCCCCCCCCUUUCACUUGUCUUACUGACUACAAGCGCUUGUUAAAGGAAAAAAUUCACAUUUUUACUGAAAGAUGUGGCAUCUUUCUUAAAGGGUAAGUCCAAUAUUUCUGGCAUUUAUGACAAUUAGUUAGCAUAAUGUCCCCCAGGAGGCUGGCAGCCCUGCAGUGCAAGAGCAUCCUGCCAAAGAGCCACAUUGGAUACAAAAGAAACGCACACUGCUUCUUUCUAAAUGGCCCAUAAGACACCGAACCCCUUUUUUUUUUAGCUGGCAUUUUGGAUUUUAAUUUGCACCACUCAAGAUAAGUGAGUUAAAGCAGACAGCCCCCCCCCCACCCACCUCCAUACGCUGUACCUGUGGGGGCAGAUUCAAGCUCACAGGAGCUUAAAUAUGGCUUUCCUAUCAUCUGGGAUCAUUUUCCGUGGCUUUAAGAAGAUUGAGGUGCAAUUAACCCUCGCGCUGAUUAACCAGAAGCCGCUGAAAUGAGGGCGCAGGAAGUGUGUGACCAUUUUUUUUAUAAUCAAUACAGAGUGGACUUAAGACUCCAAUCAGUGUAAAUGAAACGGGCGCUUAGUGCGUCGUCUUUUCUAACCUUCAUCUCUGUAAACCAUGACAAGCCUUCAUCCAAAGCACUGGGAUGUGAUGCAAGACGUUCCUAUGAAGGCUGACUGGAAAAUGUUGAUCUUCAUAUUGAAGAUCUCAGUAUAGUCAGUCCACUUUGAAAUCAUGACAAAAAGAUAUGUUUGAUUACCGUCCUGUGUGUAGACUAAUUUGUAUGCAAUAUUCAUAAAUAAACAUACUCAUAAAUA